GGAGUGCCCGACCACGAGAGCAGCUGCGGGCUGAGAAUUCUGAAAACUCCUCCCUCCCUGGGCUGUGGGCAGGGUUGCUGGAACACUUUCAGUUUUGUUUCUCUCUCUGUCCGCAAGAACUGAAACUGGACGAAGUCUCCAGAGGCAAGAACAUGGAGGGAGACUCUCAGAUGUGCAGGAACUGCAAAAGAAGCGUGGCGUCUGCGCAUCUGGCCCUGCACGAGGCCCACUGCCUGCUGUUCCUGGUCCUCUGCCCGGAGUGCAAGGAGGCCGUCCCGCAGGAGAAGAUGGACGAGCACUGCAGGGGCGGGCACCAGCAGGUGGGGUGUGCCAUGUGUCAGCAGAGCCUGCCGAAGCACUCGCUGGAGGUUCAUGAGGCCACGGAGUGCCAGGAGCGCCCGGUCGAGUGCAAGUUCUGUGAGCUGGCUGUGCGCCUCAGCAAGGUGGAGCUGCACGAGCACCACUGUGGCCAGCAGACGAAGCUCUGCCCCGGCUGCGGCCAGCUCUUCAUGCUCCAUGUGCUGGCCAAGCACAGAGAUGUGUGUCGGGGCGAGCAGGCCCGGCUCCAGGAAGGGCAGAGAAUUCCAGCUCCUGAAAGCAACAUCUGCUGUGAUUAUUGCAACCAAAUGAUUCCAGGAAAUAAGUAUAUAGACCAUCUGGUGAGUAGAAAUUAGUCAUAUUCUAAUGGUGCCAAUAGCCAGUCCAUGUUCCAAAAAGUAUGACAUGAACGGUAGAUUCUGGAUCCAAUUUGACACUUCAUGGACAUUAGAGGUUCCCAUAUUCAGUCUCGCUUUGUUCAGAAAGGGGUGUUGUAAUUGCUUUAGGCUAACUUAGCACGCAUAAUUAGUCUCCAACAGCACCAGCCCUUCAAGGAGCCUCCCUGACCAGUCCAGCUUUCUCCAACCACCUCCAAUCAUCUUCAACCUUCAGGGCCUGAACAUUCCAAUUUGGUCAUCAAUGGGACCUACCUUAUCAUUUUAUGCCCCUCGUGGGAGUCUUUUCUGUUAGACUGUGAGCUCCUGCAAAAGUGAGUGACUUUCUCCUUCCUACAGUAAAGCUGGUAUCAGGGCUGGGUACCAAAAGGGCACUCUGUAAAGGUGUAAUGAUGUGAUUAACUGACUGAAUUUGCCUGGGAACAUUCACAGACUCCUCUCUCCAUCACUCUGAGCACCUUUUAGUGCAUUAGCUGUGCCAAGUUGCUCCCCUCUUUUGCUGGAUGGAGGAUUUUUCUUCCUGGGGAAGCUUACCAAGGCUUCUCUCCAAAGAACCCAUCUCCUUCUCCUUGGAUGGAGAGCUGUUUAUCCUUUCUUCCCCUUCAGUUCAGAGAACUAUGAAUAUCAGAAUUAAAUGAUGACCUAGGGAUGAUCUAGACCUUCUUGUUUAUCGUGGGAAAACACAUAUAAAACGUACCACGAAUAAUGUCUCGAACAUUCACAGUGUUGUGCAGCCACCACCGCUGUCUAGUUCAGGAAAUUCUCAUCCCCCAAAAAGAAAGCCCGGACUCAGAAAGCAGUCACUCCCUACUCCUCCCUCUCCGCAGCCCCCAGCAGCCACUAAUGCUUGCUUUCUCUAUGGAUUUACCGAUUCUGGACAUUGCCUGUGAAUGGAAUCAUAUAAUCUGUGAUCUUAUGUGAUUAGCUUCCUUCUCUGAGUAUCGUGUUUUCAAGGUGCAUCCAUGUUUAGCCUGUGUCAGUGCUUCAUUCCCCUUACGGCUUUUUAAUGGUCAUACUACACUUCGCUUAUCAUCUGUUGAUAGACAUUUGGGUCUUUUCUAUCUCUCAGCUCCUUGCUUUUUGAAGUGUGGUCUGUGGACCAGCACCGUCACCUGGAAGUUUGUUAGGAAUGCAGAAUCUUAGCAUUGUCCCUAGAAAUGGCAAAUCAGAAUACGUAGUUUCACAAGGUCCCUUGCGUUUCAACUUCGAGAAGCACUGCCCCAGCCAAGUGAUUCUCAGCCUUAGCUGCACACUGAAAGCACUUGUAUAUUUGUUUUCCUUAAUACUGAUGAUUAUUCUAGUACAUAAGUGGUCCAUGACUUUCAUUUGAAUCAGAAGAUGCUUGAUGAGCAUCAAAACAAGAGGCAAGCUGACUGUUUCCCUCAAAAUGUCCAGAUUGGCAACCAAGGAUACCUGCGCUCUUACUUGAGGACGCUACUAAACAUGGAACUAGGUUUGUGGUCAGAAACCCUGGAUUUCAGUUCUGCUCUGCCACUUACUGGCUGUGUAGCUUCUUUGAGCCUCUUUCUUCUUUGAGGAAAGUGGGAAUAAUGAUUUGUCUGCUUCUUCAUGAGACGAGAACAUCCAUUACCACUGACCACCAGAGGUACCCCGGGUGAGCACGCACAUGCACACACGCUGCUUCCCACCUGUCAAUCAUAGAGGAGAUUUCUGUGUUCCCGUCUAGAGGUGAUGUCGCUCCUCUGCUCCAGCAACGCUCCCCACUCUCUCUCCUACAACAGGGCAAGGUGGAAUGAGCUACACAUGUAGGCAACAACAGAGUCUCAAACUGUCCACUCCAGUAUGUUCUAACAUUUGUUAUGAUAAGCUUUUAAAGGGGUAAUAUGAACAAAUAAUUCUGUUGGUGGUGCCAUCUUUGGCCUUGCAUGGAAAGCAUUCCAUCUCUCUCUCUCUCUCUUAAAUUUGCAAGUCGGGACUGAAAUCUUUCAUAUCAUGUGGCUUUAUGGUUCUCGGUCUUUCACUUUAUAUUAACAUGACCUCAAGACAGAGAAAUAAAAAGUACUUCUCUGAACCUCAUUUCCUGCCAGCUGCCAUUUUCUUUCUUUGUUCCUCUUUGUAGCAAAAUGUGUAGACAAGUUGUCUAAAGUCUUUGAAUCCCUUUCUUCUCCCAUUCUUAAACCCACUCCAAUCUGUCUUCAUGCCGCCACCCCAAAAACUGCUCUUGUCAAAGUCAUCAGUGACUUUCACGUUGCUAAGACCAGUGGUCAGUCCCCAGUCUAUGGGGAGCAGGUAACACCGCUGCUCAUCACUCCCUCGUCUGUUCAUGAUUCAGCUCGCCCCUUCCUUGGCUUCCAGAAUACCAUGCUCUCCUGGCCUUCAGUUACCUCACUGGUCUCCCCUCCUCUUGCUUCCCAACCUCUUAAUUUGGGCUGGGGGGUAGAGUCCACUCUCUGUAUUCUUCUUUACCUAUACUCAAUAAUAAUGCCUCAAUAAUUUCAUCCAAUCUUACGAUUUUUAAAAAUGUCUUAUAUAGGCAGACACUCCCAAAUUUAUACCUCAUUCCAAAAUUUUCUCCCAAGCUCCAGACUCAUACUCACAUAUCACUGGCUACUCAGCUUCUUCACUUGAGUGUUUCAUAGACAACCUAUUUUAAAUUGUCUCCCAUCCUACAUUCACCAUCCCCCUUACCUUUCUCUAUUCUUUCCCAAACAUUUAUCAACUUCUAACAUAUUAUCUGAUUCACUUAUUUAUCACAGCCCUUGUUAAUUGUCUCCUACCACCCCAGUUAAAAUACAAGCUUCAUGCUAACUACUUCCCAAACACAAAUACUCUAUUUUCUAAUUCUUUUGGCUAUUUCUUCUGGUAUUUAGUCCCAUAUUUCUAAAACAUCUUCUUAUACUGAUUUUUUUUUCAAUUUUAGGUAUUAUCUAUUAAUUCACAAGGAUUUAGGGAUAUAGAUUUCAUGUUCUUACACUACCUAUAUACUAUACACACCUCUAGGUUUCUUUCCUCCAUCCUCUCCAUAUAUUGAUAUCACCCAUUCUGAUUAAAUCAAUGUUAAAUUCUGGUUAAAUUCAAUGUUACAGUAUUAUGACCAUGUAAAUAUUACAAAUGGCUAUGCCAUACAAACUGUGAUUACAUUUACUUUCUUCUACAACUUUUUGUUUUCUCUGGAGUUAAUAAUUGCUUCAGUUUUUCAUUUGCUUCAUUUUCUAGGUACCCAUCCCUUAGUCAUCCCUAAAACUUUCCACCAGGGCUGAAAAUUUCCCCCUCAGUACAAUCAAACACAUCAGGUAUUCUAGCCUGUUCACUUUGGGGCAUGUUGCUCCCAGGCCUGAUGAGUAGUUGGGAACUUCUUCCCCUCUCUCCAGUGCUGAAGUUCUGUUCCCCAAAUUUUAGAUUCACGUCUUUGUCUUUCUUGGUUUACUUCUUCUUUGGUAGAGCAUAUCCUUGAAUAGUUUCUUGAGAAAGAAAGCACAGAAGACUAAUUUUUUAGACUUUGUAGGUCUGAAAAUGAUAGCGUCAAUGGCUACAGAACCUAUCUACCAUCUUAAAAUUUUAAAUGGCAUUACAAAAAAUUCUCAGACAAAUACAAAAGAAUGGAGCUAACAUAAUUAACCCCUGUGUAUUCGUCACCAGCUACAUCAACAAUCAAAAGUUUUCCACAUCUGUCUCAGCUAUCCUUUUUUUUUCUUUUCUUUUCUUUUUUCUUCUUUUCUGAAAGUAUGUUAAAGUAGAUCCAAGAUGUCUGGUCACUUGGCUCAUCAUUCUUUAAUAUACAUCUUUAAAAUAGUCAUUUUCUGCUAAGCACACACUCUACCACUGAGCUAUACCCUCCUC
Messenger RNA from Vicugna pacos (alpaca), 4514 nucleotides. RefSeq names its product XIAP associated factor 1 (gene XAF1). Gene Ontology annotation, biological process: apoptotic process. Lineage: Eukaryota; Metazoa; Chordata; Mammalia; Artiodactyla; Camelidae. The record is from RefSeq and is a predicted model, not a curated record. Gene Ontology annotation, cellular component: mitochondrion.